Exophiala bonariae is the source of this 987-nucleotide messenger RNA. RefSeq lists its product as uncharacterized. NCBI's taxonomy places the organism in Eukaryota, Fungi, Ascomycota, Eurotiomycetes, Chaetothyriales, Herpotrichiellaceae. The record is from RefSeq and is a predicted model, not a curated record. The transcript has a single exon. The coding region runs from base 1 to 987 and encodes 328 amino acids.
AUGGAGAACGAUAAAAUUGCAAUCUCUACCAUUUCGUUAGGGUGGGACUCAUCACACACCCUUGAGCGCAAGAUUGCCGCCGUCAAAGCGGCAGGGUUUCAAGGCGUGGAAAUGUUCAUCACAGAUUUGGAUGCCUACGCCAAUGCCCAUGAAAUAUCUCGUACCGAAGCAGCUCGUGGUAUUCGACAAUUAUGUGAGACGCAAGGGAUUGAGAUUGUGUGUCUCGGUUCAUUUGACAAUUUUGAAGGUGAACCGACGGAUAUAGUCGACAGGCUGAAGGCGGCGAAGGAAUGGUUGGACAUGGCGAAAGAACUCAAGACCAAAAUCAUACAGAUCCCCAGCAAUGACAGUGAAAAUGCUGUUGGUGAUGAAGCCACCAUUGUCGACGAGCUCCGAGCCCUGGCAGACCUAGGUCUACAAGAACAGCCUCCUAUAUCAUUUGCCUACGAGGCUCUAGCCUGGGGUACACAUGUUGCAGACUGGGAAGAAUCACUCCGGAUCGUGCAGCUAGUGGAUAGGUCCAAUUUUGGACUAUGUCUUGAUACUUAUCACGUUCUCUCCCGGCUAUGGGCGGAUCCACGAAGUCCCUCCGGCCUCCGAGCUGGGGGCGAUGCUGCUUUGUGGGCUUCAGUUCAACGAUUUCAUAGCGAGUGUCCCAAGGAGAAAAUCAUCUACAUUCAACUGAGUGAUGCCGAGAAACUCUCAUCACCGAUUUUACCAGGUCAUCCUGCUUACAACGAAAAGAAAGACGGCCCUCAUUCUUGGUGUACCUAUGGAAGGCUGUUCCCGCUGGAGACGGAGAAGGGGGCGUACCUGCCCAUCGAAGACAUCUCACGGGCAUGGCUCAUUGACAGCGGGUGGACUGGAUGGGUGAGCAUGGAGAUCUUUCACCGUACCAUGGAGCUGGAGAGUGCAGACCCCGAGCAUUGGGCGAAAAGAGGUCGGGCUUCUUGGGAUAAGUUGAAGGAGCUUCUUGAAAAUGAAUGA